Coregonus clupeaformis (lake whitefish) is the source of this 1771-nucleotide messenger RNA. Its product is annotated as transmembrane emp24 domain-containing protein 2. Bases 230 to 856 code for a protein of 208 amino acids. NCBI's taxonomy places the organism in Eukaryota, Metazoa, Chordata, Actinopteri, Salmoniformes, Salmonidae. The transcript is spliced from 5 exons. Gene Ontology annotation, biological process: intracellular protein transport; endoplasmic reticulum to Golgi vesicle-mediated transport; Golgi organization. The record is from RefSeq and is a predicted model, not a curated record. Gene Ontology annotation, cellular component: endoplasmic reticulum; Golgi apparatus; COPII-coated ER to Golgi transport vesicle.
GUUUGCGCUGAUCGUGGCGCUGUCCGUGGUGCUUUUUGAACCUCGACGCGGCUCGUUUUUCAGUCUUUAUGUGGCACCAUCCGCAAGUAAGACGCGUUCACUGAGGUAUAAAGAACGGGGCGGCGUUCCCUAGUAGUGUUAGCUCCUCAAGUCAGUGGCUUGCGAGAGCUCGCUCUACUAGUACGCUUUUGCGUCUUUUUCACAUAAAUAGUUGCGAAAAACAACAGUUAUGUUUACUCUCUCGGAGUUUAUGGUCAUUUUAGCUAUGUUAUCCGUCACAGUGUCAGGUUACUUUGUAAGCAUAGACGCUCAUGCAGAAGAAUGUUUAUUUGAACGAGUCAACUCUGGUACCAAGAUGGGCCUCAUGUUUGAGGUGGCCGAAGGAGGUUUCCUUGACAUCGAUGUGGAGAUCACGGGUCCAGAUGGGAAGCAGAUUUAUAAAGGAGACAGAGAAUCCAGUGGAAAGUACUCUGUGGCUGCCCAUAUGGAUGGCACAUACAAGUUCUGCUUCAGCAAUAAGAUGUCCACCAUGACGCCCAAGAUCGUCAUGUUUACCAUUGACAUCGGAGAGGCCCCCAAGGGAGACGGCAUGGAGACGGAAGGUGGUGGAGACACUUGGGACGCCCACCAGAACAAGCUGGAGGAGAUGAUUAAUGAGCUAGCAGUUGCCAUGACAGCAGUAAAACACGAACAGGAAUACAUGGAGGUCCGAGAGAGAAUACACAGAGCAAUUAAUGACAACACAAACAGCCGAGUGGUGCUUUGGUCCUUCUUUGAAGCUCUUGUGUUGGUAGCCAUGACCCUGGGACAGAUCUACUACCUGAAGAGAUUUUUCGAAGUGCGGAGAGUUGUGUAAAACAAGGCUCUUUUUUUUUUUUUUUUUUUUUUUCCAACUCAAGUGAUUCAUCAUUCACUUGAACCAUUAGCCGCACCAUACUUCAAAAUAGGAAAUCAAACAACCUCUAAAGCUUUUUCCUUGUCCAAUCUCAUGUCUCUGUUUUCCUCUUCACGUACUUCAGGCCAUGGUACAAUGUAUGUUUUUCCUCUCGAGGAGAACUGUCUUUGCAUUGACUCCUCAGACUUUGAUAUCAAUAGCACUGAAGAGGGUAUUAUACAAUUUUGAUCAAGAAGAGUUUGAGUAUUUAUGCAUUCAAACCCACUGCCCUAAAACUCCAGAUGCCAGGAGGAGCUUUUGUCCUCAUCUUAGAGAAGGAGUAAGUUGUGGACACAUUAAAUACAACACUGGGCAUGGAAUGAUGUUAAUUGUUAGACAACUGUUCAGCUUGCUCUAGAUGUUUUUGAGGGAGUUUAUUUUGUUGUACGACUACGUUUUUUAACACCUACCAUGCCAAUCAGUCACAGUAUGCAUAUUUAAUGGGAGAAAGUACAAAGUAAUGGCAUAUAAUCGUACUGUAUGUAUUUUAAGAUUGAUGUUACAUUUUGGGGUAAGAUGCAGUACAAGAAAAGCCUUGGUGUGAGAUCUGAGCUAUUGUUGCCAGUUUGAAGUAGUUGCUUGAGCAUUUUUAUAUUGUACUAGUAUUGUACUUUUAUCAAAUGAGGACAAUUUUGUACAGAUUUUAUUCUAGUUUGUAUUGGUAGUUAUGUUCAAGGUUUGUGUAAUUCUGGGUAAAUCGGUGACAAUGGUCAUAACGGGGUGAAUAACUUCUGCGAUACAGAGCUCAGACAGACUUUGAGGAGUCAAGUUAACAUGGUGAUGAACAACUUAUGACCCAAAUCCUGUUCAUAAUAAAAUGUCUCCUUCUCCUCUUGA